AUGGAUCAUGUCAACCAUUCCUGGACCCAGAGUUUCAUCCUUGCUGGUUUCACUACCACUGGGACCUUACGAUCUCUUGCUUUCUUGGGGACCCUGUGCAUCUAUCUCCUUACUCUUGCAGGGAACACAUUCAUUAUUGUCCUGGUUCAGGCAGAUUCUGGACUGUCCACACCCAUGUACUUCUUUAUCAGUGUCCUCUCUUUUGUAGAGGUCUGGUAUGUCAGCACCACAGUGCCCACACUGCUGCAUAGCUUGCUACAUGGGUGUUCACCCAUCUCAUCAACUGCGUGCUUUAUCCAGCUAUAUGUCUUCCAUUCCUUGGGCAUGACUGAAUGCUACCUGUUGGGUGUCAUGGCACUGGACCGCUACCUUGCCAUCUGCCGCCCUCUGCACUACCAUGCACUCAUGAGCAGACAGGUCCAGUUAUGGCUGGCUGGGGCCACUUGGGUGGCUGGCUUUUCAGCUGCACUUGUGCCAGCCAGCCUCACUGCCACUCUGCCUUUCUGCUUGAAGAAGGUGGCCCAUUACUUUUGUGACUUGGCACCACUAAUGCGGUUGGCAUGUGUGGACACAGGCUGGUAUGCUCGAGUUCAUGGGGCAGUGAUUGGUUUAGCAACUGGGUGCAACUUUGUGCUCAUUUUGGGACUCUAUGGAGGCAUCCUGAAAGCUGUGCUGAAGCUGCCCUCAGCUGCCAGUCGUGCCAAGGCCUUUUCCACCUGUUCUUCCCAUGUGACUGUGGUGGCACUAUUCUAUGCUUCUGCCUUCACAGUAUAUGUAGGCUCCCCUGGGAGUCAACCCGAGGGCACAGACAAGCUUAUUGCCUUGGUGUAUGCCCUGCUUACUCCUUUUUUCAACCCCAUCAUCUAUAGCCUUCGCAACAAGGAGGUGAAGGAGGCUGUGAGGAGGGUCACUGACAGGAUUGGAACUAUUUUGAGGGAACCCUGA
Lemur catta (Ring-tailed lemur) is the source of this 945-nucleotide messenger RNA. Its product is annotated as olfactory receptor 6N1-like. The coding region runs from base 1 to 945 and encodes 314 amino acids. Gene Ontology annotation, biological process: G protein-coupled receptor signaling pathway. Gene Ontology annotation, cellular component: membrane. Gene Ontology annotation, molecular function: G protein-coupled receptor activity; olfactory receptor activity. The transcript has a single exon. The record is from RefSeq and is a predicted model, not a curated record. Lineage: Eukaryota; Metazoa; Chordata; Mammalia; Primates; Lemuridae.